AUGUCGCUUCUUUUACUUGAUCAACUCUCAGGGACAAGUCGUAUCUGUUUCAAGAGUUCAAUGGAAGAACAAAGAGCUAGUGGUCUUACGGACAGGGUGGUGCAGUUUCAAAAUGUGGGAUCAAGGGACGGAUGUGAAGCUCCCCAUAAGUGGUCAUCCUCUGGAGGAGGAAAGAAAAUCGACGUAAGAAACCAGAUCUUCUGCAAUAGAUCUUUGAACAUGAAGAAUAUCAUUGCCGUAGGCUUUGAUAUGGACUAUACUCUGGCCCAGUAUAAGUCUGAAACUUUUGAGUCCCUAGCGUAUGAAGGCACUGUGAGGAAGUUGGUAUACGAUUUAGGGUAUCCAAGAGAGCUGCUGGAAUGGACAUUUGAUUGGAACUAUAUGGUUAGAGGGUUGGUUCUAGACAAAAAGAAAGGAAACAUCUUAAAGAUGGAUCGCCAUAAGUAUGUGAAGGUGGCUUACCAUGGGUUUAAGGAGCUCUCUAAGGAGGAAAAAGUUGAUGUCUAUGGGACUAGCCUAGUACGAGAUUCUUUUGAUGAGCCUGACUACGCUCUCAUUGAUACUCUCUUCUCUUUGGCCGAAGCCUAUCUCUUUGCCCAACUCGUUGACUUCAAAGAUAACAACCCUGAUAAAAUCCUCAAGGACGUUGAUUAUGGUCGCAUGUAUAAAGAUGUCCGGUCUGCUGUUGAUAUGUGCCACCGUGAUGGAACUUUGAAGCAGAUGGUGGCAAAGGAACCAAAUAAGUAUAUCAACGAGGAUGCUACCAUUGUACCUCUGAUAAAAAUGAUAAGAGAUUCCGGACGCUCAACAUUCUUGGUGACCAAUAGUUUGUGGGACUACACAAAUAUUGUGAUGAACUUUCUCUGUGGAGGCCGCACUGUACAUGGUCCUGAUCCUUGCAACUUUGAUUGGCUCCAGUACUUUGAUGUUGUGAUCACUGGCAGUGCAAAACCUGGUUUCUUCCAUGAGGAGAGUCGUGUCAACCUUUUUGAGGUGGAACUUAAGUCAGGGAUGCUGAUCAAUACUGACAAUGGAACACCUAUGGCUCAGAUUGGAGAUCCUUCGCCAAAAAUUCCAAUGAAGAGUAAAGACAAAGCGUGUCGAGUUUUCCAAGGUGGGAAUGUUGGUCAUCUUCACAGUCUGCUCUCCAUCCAGUCAAGUUCACAGGUCCUUUACGUUGGCGAUCACAUAUACGGUGACAUCUUGCGCAGCAAAAAAGUACUCGGGUGGAGGACGAUGCUUGUUGUUCCGGAACUUGAAAAGGAGGUUGAACUUCUGUGGGAGCUUAGGGACGCGCGUAAGGAACAAAUUUUGAUGAGGAAUGAGCGUGACUCAGUGGAAGAUAAGAUCCAUCGCUUAAGCUGGUCUUUGAAGUUUGAAGAUAUCAACGAGAAAGACAAGCAGGAAAUGCUAUCAGCGGUUAAGGACUUAGUGUGUAAAAGGGAUGAAGUCCGACUAAAUCUUCAAGAAGCUCAAAGAGACAGUCACAAAAAGUUUCAUAAGGUCUGGGGGCAAUUAAUGAAAACUGGUUACCAGAGUUCUAGAUUUGCUCACCAGGUGGAGAGAUUUGCAUGCCUGUACACGAGCCAAGUAUCUAACUUGCGCUUGUACUCCCCAGAAAAGUACUACAAACCAAGUGAGGACUUCAUGUCCCAUGAGUUCCACCUUCUCCCCCUUUGAUUUGAUCCGAUCAGUGAGAUAGCUAAAGAAAGUCCAUCUGAAGUCAAGAGAGUAUUUAUCUAAGUUAUUGUUUGGUUUGGUUGGGUGCUUAUUCUUCUUGUUCACAAGCUCCCUUUAUCUCUUCUUUUACUCAUUGCAUUUUCAGUUUCACUUUGGUACGAACUAUA
Molecule: messenger RNA, 1847 nt
Organism: Brassica oleracea var. oleracea
Lineage: Eukaryota; Viridiplantae; Streptophyta; Magnoliopsida; Brassicales; Brassicaceae
Product: 5'-nucleotidase domain-containing protein 4
Exons: 15
Coding region: 1-1680 (559 amino acids)
Molecular function (GO): 5'-nucleotidase activity
Source: RefSeq, a predicted model, not a curated record